Messenger RNA from Cercocebus atys (sooty mangabey), 1179 nucleotides. RefSeq lists its product as uncharacterized. The record is from RefSeq and is a predicted model, not a curated record. NCBI's taxonomy places the organism in Eukaryota, Metazoa, Chordata, Mammalia, Primates, Cercopithecidae.
ACUGGGGUUACAGGCCUGAGCCACCGCGCCCGGCCUAAAUAUUUUACUUUCUUUUUGUCUUUGGUAGCUGGAGUGCAUUUUACACUUAGAGAACAUCAAACUCGGAAAAGUUGCAUUUCAAGUGCCUCAUAGGCACCGCACUGGACUGUGAGGCCCUAGAAUGCCACACCCCCUAGUCCUUGCAGCCAGAAAUGAAGAUGGCAGGGGCGGUAACACUGUUAGUUUGGGACUAAGAAAGGCAACCUCGGGAGGAGGCGAGCCUUGCGAUGAUGAAACUUCUAGGACAGUCUCCCCUCGCCCCCCACCCUGUGCAGGGCCUAGCAUAGCACGGCCAGAGCCACGGGAAAGGGCGGGGCAGGGAAGUCUGGAGAUGGGGGCGUGGAGAGGCUCGGCCGGGACCCCUACGCAUGCGCACCGCGACAAUUCACGAUGCCCGCCUACUGGCGCCCUAGCAACCGGGUUGCGAACCACCGUUUAUCCCGACUAAGUGGCUAUCCUGGGAGUUCUAGUGCCACUAGCUGGCUUCGGCUCUUCCCUGUCCGAGGUUCUUGUAAUUUCCGCUUAUUUCCUCCACGGGUGCCGAUUUCAUGUGUGUGUCCCCGAGUGCCUAAGCCGGCUCCUGAAAUGAGUACUCGUGGUUUCCGCGUGGGAACCAACCUCGAGCGCCAGUGGCCCUCCCUCUACGGGCUGAGGUGGCUGCUGGGGCUGGGGCUGCUCCUGAGGCUUCAGGGCCGCCCGCUGCACGGCUUUCUACCUCCCCAGGCUAAUCGCGGUCAUCUGCCAGGCGGAGCAAGAAAUCGCAUUUUGUCAGGUGAGGAUUGGAGGAAGGGAGUGAGAUGUGAGGGGAAGGCUUCGGGUAGAGGUAUGGGGCCGAUCGGGGACGACCAGGGUCGAGAGCUCAUCGACUUGGACCCGGAAUGCCAUUGCCCUCCCUGUGGGUGUGUCUCAGGGUCUCUCAAUCUCGGAGCCUCCCACUUCGCGGAUCUUUCCCGCCCUCUCAGUAUCUCCUUCUUCCUCACAGUUCCUCCCCUUCCUCUUCUUUCUCUGCUUCCUCCCUUCCCUCUCAUCUCGUCUUCUUCCUUCUCCCUCACAGCUCCAACGCCCACUGUUUCGGCCCCACCUUCUUACGGGGGAUUCCUGGGACAAUUCCUCUUCCGUGUGUCCCACAACCACCAGUAA